UGCCACAAAGAAGUGAAGAGUCGGGUAGUUGAUACUCGGAUGGAUUCACGGUGAAUCACAACCAUAUAGAUAACAGCUUGAAGAAACUCGGCUUUUUUUCCUUUCCAUAUAAAUGUAUCACUCACGAUAGAUAUGACGGAAAUGUUUUCAACUAUGUUCGGGCAAAAUGACGCUCAGGGACAGCCCGGCUCGUCGUCUCUGGCUUUCGGACCGGGGAAACCUGCGCCGCCUCUUCCGCAAAACCAAGUCUCCAUGUCGGGGCAGAUGCCACCGCAGCUCGGGGACGAAGGGCCUGCUCUGCGGAAGCCUGGAGCCAUGAAUGAACCUUUCUACUUACUGCGGGAGCUACCUGUGGGAAACGAGUUGACGGGCAACACCAACCUCAUUACGCACUACAACCUGGAGCACGCCUACAACAAGUUCUGUGGGAAGAAGGUGAAGGAGAAGCUCAGCAACUUCCUACCAGAGUUACCAGGUAUGAUCGACUGUCCGGGCACUCAGGACGGCAGCUCUUUGCGGUCUUUGAUUGAUAAGCCUCCAGUGUGUGGGAAUUCCUUCAGCCCGCUCACCGGCGCUUUGCUCACAGGCUUCAGACUACACACAGGACCGCUCCCAGAACAGUACAGACUGAUGCACAUACAGCCUCCAAAGAAGAAGAGCAAACACAAACACAAACACCAUCGACCACAGGACCCACUACCACAAGAAACUCCAUCAGACUCUGAUCCCAAGAAGAAGAAGAAAAAGAGAGACGACGAUCCCGACCGCAAGAAAAAGAAGAAAGACAAGAAAAAGAAGAAGAACCGUCACAGUCCCGACCACCCUGGCCUCGCUGGAUCACAACCCAACAGCAAUAGCCUCAGAUAGACAGGAGCCCACUGUGUGCAUGCCUGUGUUUGAAUGUUUGUGUGACUGUACAUUUUGUAAAAGGAUGCGUGUGUGUGUGUGUGUGUGUGUGUGUGUGUGUGUGUGUGUGUGUGUAUGUUUUACAGAUAACUGUAUUAUUGAGAGUAUGUUUUGAUGACAGAGGGGAUGAAUCAAAGGAUGAAAGUGAUUGUGUGAUGAAUGAGAGUGAAAGGAGCAGUGACACAGUGGAUGUGGGUGAUGACAGGAAGACAUGUUACAGAGCAGUGUAAAAGGCAGAAACCUGAUGUUCAUAAGCUGUGUGGUUUUGUGGAUGACUGAGCAGGCACAGUAUGUAUGUCCCUCUUUGAUUUUGUUGUGAUAUCUUUUGACCAUAAUGCCAAAAUCAAAUAAACGUUGGUUAUUAUACUUUG
This is a messenger RNA of Seriola dumerili (greater amberjack), 1277 nucleotides long. It is a transcript of the gene med19a, whose product is annotated as mediator complex subunit 19. NCBI's taxonomy places the organism in Eukaryota, Metazoa, Chordata, Actinopteri, Carangiformes, Carangidae. The transcript is spliced from 6 exons. Gene Ontology annotation, cellular component: mediator complex. Bases 133 to 867 code for a protein of 244 amino acids. The record is from RefSeq and is a predicted model, not a curated record. Gene Ontology annotation, molecular function: transcription coregulator activity; transcription factor binding. Gene Ontology annotation, biological process: positive regulation of transcription by RNA polymerase II.